This is a messenger RNA of Diprion similis, 2370 nucleotides long. RefSeq lists its product as uncharacterized. The coding region runs from base 1 to 2370 and encodes 789 amino acids. Gene Ontology annotation, molecular function: zinc ion binding; nucleic acid binding. The record is from RefSeq and is a predicted model, not a curated record. NCBI's taxonomy places the organism in Eukaryota, Metazoa, Arthropoda, Insecta, Hymenoptera, Diprionidae. The transcript has 4 exons.
AUGGCCUCGCCUCACCGGCAACCCGCUGAUUUACCCAAUUCCCCGACAUCAGAAGUGGGAUUACGGGACCCGGAUCAACACCCGGAAGGCGCAGCGGGAGAUAACGUCGAGACAAAUCAUUGGAAGAAGAUGUUUGAAAUGCAAAGUAAAAAUAUGCUCGAACUUGUCCGGAAAUUGAAAGAGAUAAAUCCAACGCAACUAACAAAGAUGAACUUUCCCGAGUUUAAUCCGGAUAGUGGAGAAAUCGAUGCGCGAGCAUGGUGCAGGACCGUUGACCCUUGCCUCGAGGAACGACCUGUUCAAGGAAGUGCGUUAAUAAUAAGUUUAAGCAGCGCGUUGAAAGGUACCGCGUCCUCGUGGUUUACACAGGUGAACUAUUCGGGAAUGAAUUGGACACAGUUUAAGGAAAUUUUCCUGGCUCGAUACGACACGGUCGAGACUCCGGCCGCCGUGCUGAUCCGUGUAAAUAGCGGAAAGCCAAAGGACGGUGAGUGUUUACCUGCGUAUGCUGGUCGGUUAGUGACGUCACUGACAGCUCGUUGGCAGUCUAAGUCUGUGGAACAGAUCGCUGUCGCCACCGUGCUGGCACAUUGCGUUCAAAAUGAACCACGGUUGCAACGACUUGCAUAUACCACGGAUAUAAAUUCAAGGAGCGCUCUGCAGCAGGAAUUGAUGGCCAACGCUUACCGUAAAAGACAGGCUGCUCCCGAGAAUACGCAUCAAAAAUUUACUCCUAACAAAAAACAGAAAAUCACUUGUUACACUUGCGGCAAACUCGGGUAUAAGUCAGCAGACUGUUAUCAUCGUAAAACACACCCCAAAAAGUUUGGAACUGGACAAAGUGACCUCAAGGGCAGCAAUAACCAAGACAAGGGGUCCAUCACCUGCUUCAGAUGUGGUAGACCUGGUCACAUCUCCUCCCAAUGCAAAAGCGAUGCCUCAGCCGGACAUUCGAACGCUCCAACCAAACGACAGAUCAACGUAUGCACGGUUCAAGCCGCGAAGUCUGAACUGACCCAAUCGGGUGAGAAGUAUUUGUUUUGUUUUGACUCCGGAGCCGAAUGCUCGUUGAUAAGGGAAUCCAUAGCUAAUAAAUUUUCCGGUAGACGUGUUCAGUCACCAGUAACUCUUCUCGUUAUUGGAGAAUCUCGCGUGGCUACCAACUUGCAGGUUGUGUCUCGAGUCGUCAUUGACGAAUACAUAGUCGAAAUUCCUUUUCAUGUAGUACCAGACGAGUACCUUGCUCAUGAUAUUUUGAUCGGUCGCGAUUUGAUUGCACAAGGUUUUACGGCCGAGGUAUCGCGUGAUCAUUUUUGUCUAAAGAGAACCGCGGCUAUUAAUGUAUGCAAAGUAGGUAAAAGGGUCGAAAAUUUUGAAGAUAUAAACACCGAUUUGAUCGACCCCAACUGCACUGUUCAAAGACGACCAUAUCGUCGAAGUCCGGAGGAAAGAAAAAAGGAUGGUUCUAAUCGGCUAUGCGUAGAUUAUCGCGAACUCAAUCGUAACACGGUGCCUAAUAGAUGUCCACUACCCCUUAUAGAUGAUCAAGUACAACGGUUGAGUGAUGCUGUAUAUUUCACAACUCUGGACAUGGCAUCUGGCUUCCACCAGAUACCUAUUCAUAAGGACUCAGUCCAACGCACAGCUUUUGUUACCCCAGACGGCCACUAUGAAUACUUAUCUAUGCCUUUUGGCUCACGAAACGCUCCUUCAGUUUUCCAAAGAGCCAUCAACAAAUCACUCUCGGAACUUGUAAACACGUUUGCAGUCUGCUAUAUGGACGAUAUUAUGAUUCCAGCGAAUUCAGUAGAACAGUCGCUAGAAAGACUUGAGAUAGUACUAGAUAAACUCAGCAGUACGGGUUUUUCUCUGAACAAAAAGAAAUGUUCAUUUCUAAAGACGAGCGUUGACUAUCUGGGGUACCAAAUUACGGCAAACGAAAUACGACCUAACCCACAAAAAGUAAGAGCAUUAACGGAAUCCUCACCUCCGAGUACCGUUACGCAAGUUAGGCAGCUAGUAGGCCUUGCUUCAUAUUUUCGUCAAUUCAUCCCAAAAUUUUCCCAAUUCGCUUCCCCGCUGUAUAAACUGACCGCAGGAAAAGGGAAAAUAGAAUGGAAAACACAACACGAGGAAAUCCGUCAAAAGUUAAUUAAGAGCUCAACAAGUGAACCAGUCCUUACAAUAUUUAAUCCAAGUUACCCUAUUGAGCUGCACACGGAUGCUAGCGCAGAUGGGUAUGGAGCUGUACUCAUGCAGAGAGUCAAUGGCAAAUCACUCGUAGUCGCAUAUUAUAGUAAAAAAACGACUGAUGCGGAGUCACGUUACCAUUCAUAUGAAUUGGAAACUCUCAAAUUUCACGGUUGUUGA